Messenger RNA from Polistes dominula (European paper wasp), 4171 nucleotides. RefSeq names its product patched domain-containing protein (gene Ptr). Gene Ontology annotation, cellular component: plasma membrane; cytoplasmic vesicle membrane. NCBI's taxonomy places the organism in Eukaryota, Metazoa, Arthropoda, Insecta, Hymenoptera, Vespidae. The record is from RefSeq and is a predicted model, not a curated record.
CGGUGCGUCAAACAGUUCGAAUCCAGCUUUUCGCGACGAACAAACUAAUUCUUGAUCGAUCGAUCUGUCAUUCAAUCAAUUAAUCAUUAUCGGUUAGUCGAAAGGGAAAGUUUAUUAUUUCCGAUUCGUUUGUUUAUAUAAUUACAAUUUCAUUUUAUAUUAAACGAUGACAAAGUGUGAAGAGCAACAAUUGCAAGUAACAAAAAAAACGUGUAGGUGAAUUUUCGUGAAAAAAAAGGAAUCGAAGAACAACCACAGAAGGAACGAAAGAAAAUAUUCAACAGUUACAAAUUAAUUUGUAAAAGUGAUUACGGUGACGAGGAAAAGAUCAAACAGAACAAAAAACAAAGAAGAUAAAGAGGGCAAACAUUACGGUUUCGAAAGUGUCAACUACUUGGAGGAAAACUUCGAUUGAUCUAUCAUCUUUCUCUUCAUCAUAUUUUUCAUCUCCUUAUUCUUCUUUUUGCAGAAAUCGACACAAAAAAUCGAGAUGUGGCACAAUCUGACGUGCGUCGACGAUUUUCUAAACCGUGCCUUUCACAAGGUCGGCCUUGUGGUCGGCCGUCAUCCUGGAUAUUUUGUCAUUGUACCCACCCUUUUGGCCUGCAUUUGCUUCACCGGAUAUCAAAGGAUACACUACGAGAUCGACCCGGAAUAUCUUUUCUCUCCUGUUAACGGUCCAGGCAAGACCGAGCGGGCUAUAGUCGAGCAAUAUUUCAAAGUCAACUAUAGUCAUCAGUUCAACGUCGGUCGUAUCACCAGGCCAGGUCGAUUUGGUCACGUAAUAAUUAUUCCGAAAGAUGGAGAUCCGAAUAUGCUGCGUACCGUUAUUUGGAAUGAAUUAAGGGAAUUGGAUCGAAUAAUACGAGAAGUUAAAGUUAAAUACGAAGACGAGAUUUAUACUUACGAAGAAAUUUGUGCACGAUGGCUGAACGAAUGUUUCAACAAUGAUAUUAUUAAUCUUUAUCACGUCAUACAGGACGUAGAAAAUAGGGAGCUCAACUUGACAUUUCCGGUGAUGUUCAAUCCUGUGACAUGGGAUGCCCAUCUAUUUCCCGUUUUCUUCGGUGGUAGUGUCAUCACCGAGGAUCUAACGAUCGAAACAGUGCCCUCGGUCCAGCUCGCCUACUUCAUCACCGUCGACAACCCACGGCAAGAUGCUAUUGGCGCCGCCUGGGAGGAAGCCUUCCUAAACAUAAUUGGCGAAGCCGAAGAUAGCGGGAUUUUUAAACACAUAAGCACAGCUCGAUUUGCUUCGAGGACAUUGGAAUUAGAAUUAGAAGCAAAUACGAAAACUAUCGUGCCGUAUUUCUUUAGCACGUUCGCAGUGAUGGGUCUCUUUUCCGUGGUGACCUGCAUGAUGACUGAUUGGGUACGAAGUAAACCCUGGCUUGGCCUUCUUGGGAACGUGUCAGCUGGUAUGGCAACUGUCGCCGCUUUUGGACUUUGCAUGUACCUAGGAGUCGAUUUCAUCGGCCUCAAUCUUGCUGCACCCUUUUUGAUGAUUGGUAUUGGAAUCGACGAUACAUUCGUAAUGUUAGCUGCCUGGAGACGAACAUGUAUUACCAAACCAGUACCUGAGAGAAUGGCCCAGACUUUGAGCGAAGCUGCUGUAUCGAUUACGAUCACGUCUUUGACUGAUAUGAUAUCGUUCUUCAUUGGCAUCCUAUCACCAUUUCCCUCGGUUCAAAUAUUCUGUAUUUAUUCAGGUUUCGCCGUGGUAUUCACCUUCCUCUUUCAUUUAACAUUCUUUUCCGGAUGCGUUGCCAUAAGCGGUUAUUGCGAGCAAAAGAAUCUUCACAGCGUAGUUUGCUGCAAAGUUCAACCUCUUUCUAAAUCAUCACAUCGUUCUUGGCUUUAUCGAUUAUUCUGUACUGGAGGAGUAGAUCCUGACGAUCCGAAGAAUCCAAUUGACAAUCCUGAACAUGGAUGCAUGACCUGGUUCCGGGACUACCUGGCAGUAGCAUUGAAUUGUCGACCCGUCAAGGCCAUUAUCAUUUUCAUCUUCAUCUGUUAUUUGCUUGGUGCUUUAUACGGAUUAACAACCCUACAGGAAGGAUUGGAUCGGCGAAAACUUUCCAAGGAAGAUUCUUACUCGAUUGCGUUCUACGAUCGUGAAGACUUUUACUUCCGGGAAUUCCCAUAUAGAAUACAGGUGGUAGUGUCUGGCCAGUAUGACUAUAGUGAUCCAGAGAUACAGCAGCAAAUGGAGAACCUCACAAAAUCCCUCGAGGCUAGUUCAUACAUCAGUGCGCCGAUCUACACAGAAAGCUGGUUGCGCAGCUUCCUAAGUUACGUAUCGCGAAACGAGGACUACCUGAAUGUGAGCAUCAAAGACGAGGGUAGCUUUGUCAAGGCGUUAAAAGGGAUAUGGCUCUACUCGACCAGCACAUUUUCCCUCGACGUUAAAUUCGACGAGAAUGACGAGCACAUUGUGGCUAGUAGGUUUUUGAUUCAGGCGGUAAACGUCAGUGGUACGAAUCAAGAAAAGGAGAUGGUCAAGGAGUUGCGACAAAUUUGUAAAGAUUCUUUACUCAAUGCUAGCGUUUUUCAUCCUUACUUCGUAUUUUUUGAUCAAUUCGAAUUGGUCAGGCCAACUAGUAUACAGUGUAUGAUAUUUGGUGCUCUCGUAAUGAUGCUCAUAAGUUUUAUAUUUAUCCCCAAUAUAUUAUGUUGUCUUUGGGUUGCAUUCUGUAUCGUUUCGAUCGAGCUUGGUGUAGCUGGUUACAUGGCUCUUUGGAGCGUAAAUCUCGAUAGUAUUUCGAUGAUUAAUCUAAUAAUGUGUAUUGGAUUCAGUGUCGAUUUCACGGCUCAUAUAUGUUAUGCCUAUAUGAGUUCGAAGAAAGUCUCACCAGAGGACAGGGUGAAAGAAAGUUUGUAUAGUUUGGGUCUACCAAUUGUCCAAGGUGCUGCCUCAACUAUACUCGGCUUGGUAGCUUUGUUACUUGCCGGAACGUAUAUAUUCCUAGUUUUCUUCAAAAUGGUCUUUCUGGUGAUUUUCAUCGGUGCCAUGCACGGUCUCUUCCUCUUACCGGUUUUAUUGUCCAUUUUUGGACCAGGUUCCUGUACCAGUUCCAAUACGGACAAAGACCACGAUGAAGCGGACGACAACGAACGCGGAGAUAAAGUCACGAGAAAGAAUGGGAUAGCGGAAAAAGAGCUUGUCGAUAAACUUCAACAACCUUUCGUUAUACCCCACCUUACGCUUUCGUACUAUCAUCACGGUAGCAUGAUAAAAUCCCUUCAACCGAGUCCGGCUACUAGUCUAGCAGCUUUCGAGGAACGAGAUCCAGGCUUGGGUACUAGCGAGGAUAGCAAUUCAACAGAGAGUGGUUCUUCCCAAAGCAGAAGACGACAAGAACAACAACAACGAGAAUUAGAAGAGGAAAAGCAGAAACAUCAACAAGAGCUUUGCAGAAGAUCCAUAGGGGUUCUUUACGGAUUGUCACAGUUUCAACCAUCGAUAGAGAUUGGUCAUCUGGUACCACCUGCACCCGAUUAUCCUGGUGCAAUACAACAAGAUCAUCUUCAACAGGAUCAUCCAGAUCAACGUAUAUUUCGUACAGUACCAUAUUUAGGAUCACAUUUGGGAUACCGAGUACCCAAUCAAAUUCACAGGGACUAUAGACGUAGUCGAUCUCAUCAUAAUCUUCAUAAUCUUCAUAAUACCUCGUCGAGGUAUUUGACGGAUCCGCGUUAUCCUUAAACAAAAGAAAAAAUAAGCAGAAUUAAAAAUAAAUAUAUUCAAUAUUAUUCUGUAAGGGUGGAAGAUGAUGAUAUGCAUAUAUGAAUAUACAUAAGAGAAAAGAACGCGCUAAAGGGGAAAACAAAUAUUCGCGCAUUUUAUAUACAUAUGUAUAUUGUGUAAAUGUAUGUACGUAUGUAUGCUAGUAUGUAUGUAUGUAAGUAUGUACGUGAGUAAGGAGGUAAAAUUCAAUCCGGUCGUUGACUUUCUUUUCGACACGGUCAUACAACUUUUCUUCUCGCAAGUGAGAGGGAACCCUCGGAAUUGCGUUCGCUCGAGAUUUGCAAAGACGAAAGUAACCUUCCUGAAUAUAACAUAGUUUGUGAGAGAAGAUCGUCGUGCUAUUCGAUGAUGAUUGGCCGACGUGACUUCCUAAAAAGACUUUGUUUUUAUAUAUAUUUUAUAUAUAUAUAUAUAUAUAUAUAU